Messenger RNA from Ambispora leptoticha, 489 nucleotides. NCBI's taxonomy places the organism in Eukaryota, Fungi, Glomeromycota, Glomeromycetes, Archaeosporales, Ambisporaceae. The record is from the annotation of a GenBank genome assembly.
AUGGUUAAUCAAAUUUAUAAACUUUCUAAGCAACUGGGUGAACUACUCCAGUUACGUCAAUUACAAUUGACCACAGCUGAAUCUUGCACCGGCGGUCAAUUGGCAGAAACCAUUACCAUGAUACCAGGCAGCUCAGGUUGGUUCGAACGUGGCUUUGUCACCUAUUCCAAUCUUUCAAAGCAGCAAAUGCUGGGUGUGCACGAUAACACCCUGAAUAUCUAUGGUCCGGUUAGUGAACAAACUGCUAGGGAAAUGGCACAAGGCGCUUUAACGCAUAGCGCAGCUGAUAUCAGUGUUGCCGUAACCGGAAUUGCGGGACCCGGAGGGGAAGCGGGGAAGCCACAAGGCACCGUAUGGUUUGCUUGGGCUCGUAAAGGAUUUGAUAUCCAAACCCAUUUAAAAACCUUUAACGGUGAUCGUUUAUUUAUACGCGAGCAAGCUGUGGAAUUUGCUUUGCAAGAAUUAAUUAAAUUGUUAUUAAACCAUUAA